Ricinus communis (castor bean) is the source of this 988-nucleotide messenger RNA. RefSeq names its product GTP-binding protein YPTM2. The coding region runs from base 172 to 783 and encodes 203 amino acids. The record is from RefSeq and is a predicted model, not a curated record. The transcript has 8 exons. Gene Ontology annotation, molecular function: GTPase activity; GTP binding. NCBI's taxonomy places the organism in Eukaryota, Viridiplantae, Streptophyta, Magnoliopsida, Malpighiales, Euphorbiaceae.
UCCGUGGUUGUCGGUUUUAGCUGGACUUCCUUACAAAUACAUUAAAAACAUUUUCUUCUCUCAAUUUCUCUCUCUCUCUCUCUCUCUCUCUCUCUCUCUCUCCCUGCUUCUACUUGUAAAUUCCAGUUCAAUACUCGCCGGACCGGUCCGAUCCCGGUCUAAUUCGCCGUCAUGAAUCCUGAGUACGACUAUCUGUUUAAGCUUUUGCUGAUUGGGGAUUCUGGAGUUGGCAAAUCAUGUCUUCUUCUGAGGUUUGCGGAUGAUUCAUAUCUUGACAGUUACAUUAGCACAAUUGGAGUUGACUUUAAAAUUCGGACUGUGGAGCAAGAUGGAAAGACCAUUAAACUUCAAAUUUGGGAUACUGCAGGACAAGAACGGUUUAGGACAAUCACUAGUAGCUACUACCGUGGGGCACAUGGCAUUAUAAUAGUUUAUGAUGUGACAGACCAAGAGAGUUUUAACAAUGUUAAGCAAUGGUUGAAUGAAAUUGAUCGUUAUGCGAGCGAAAAUGUAAACAAGCUUUUGGUUGGGAACAAGUCUGACCUCACUGCUAACAAAGUUGUUUCUUAUGAAACAGCAAAGGCAUUUGCGGAUGAAAUUGGCAUUCCAUUCAUGGAGACAAGUGCCAAAAACGCUACUAACGUGGAACAAGCUUUUAUGGCCAUGGCUGCUGACAUCAAGAACAGGAUGGCAAGCCAACCAGCAGCAAACAAUGCAAGGCCACCAACUGUGCAGAUACGUGGACAACCUGUUAACCAGAAGUCUGGCUGCUGCUCUUCUUAGCUGGCUCUUGAUUGACCUCGCGACCACAAGUGGCUUCUGAAUUGUCCUGGAAUAGACUAUUCCCACAUUAAACUAUAAAAUCAUUUUCUUUUUCAGUUGUUCUGUAUGCAAUUAAAAGGAGAUUGAUGUUUUCAGUUUAUCUUGUUGUUUAAUAUCCUGUACAAAUUGUGUCUUGCUUGAUAUUAGUAAAUGUUAAUUGUCAUUA